Topomyia yanbarensis is the source of this 767-nucleotide messenger RNA. RefSeq lists its product as uncharacterized. The transcript is spliced from 2 exons. NCBI's taxonomy places the organism in Eukaryota, Metazoa, Arthropoda, Insecta, Diptera, Culicidae. The record is from RefSeq and is a predicted model, not a curated record. The coding region runs from base 1 to 699 and encodes 232 amino acids.
AUGAGCAAACUUCUUCAAAAUUCAAUCAAUACAAAAGAAGAACGCAUCAUCCAUUUGAAUUUGGAAAACAAGGUUCUCAAAGCUAUGAAUCAGCAUUUAAACGAACGGACUGACCAGUUGAAAAACGAAAACACCAAGCAACAUCAAAUAAUUAGCGAUCACAAGCGUUUGGUUCAAGAAAUGAGUGAAAUGCUAACUGUAAAGAAUUCCUACCAAUACCGUUUUGCCGAGCAUACCGCAAAGUUUAAACGAGAGCGCAAUAAAUUGCUUGCCGAAAUUGAGCAACUGAGAAUUCACGCAAAUUCCGAGAAUGCGAAAACUCGUCCCAAGAGUAUGCCCGCCGCACCUGUUGAAGUUAAACAAAACCGACAUAAAUUAGGCUUCGAACCUGUUCCAUCGCCGGCAGGAACCCCGCCAAUUCAAACAAAUUAUUGGGGAUCAGAAUUUAGCGGUUCCCAGUUUUCGAUACAGACCAGACACUCGUCCAGUCCGGUACGGUCUAAAGUCCGACCACACUCUUCCUUUGCGGUUAAGAAGGCAGGCUCCGAACCGAAGAUUUCUCUAGCAGAAAAACAGGUGCCCGAGAUUCAGUCCACCUCCCAAGAAUGGCCAAUGCCGGGUCGGUCGAGCAAGAGUCCGUACAUCGACAAGAUUAAGGUUUUUAUGGCUUUGUGUGCUGUUGCAAGAAACAAAUUAUGAUGAGUAAAGUAGUCUUCUUUGCAGUGUUUGUUUGCUGAAAUGAAGAAAAUCAAGCCGAAUUAGGCGCG